AUGGGCAACAAGUAUAACAGAAGCAGAUACUGGGAGAUCUCAUAUACAAGGUGGGAUAUCGAAUUAUGGGAUGAAUAUACUAGCAAAGAGCAACUUAACACGGAAUUGCAAGUAUCCCAUAAUGAUUUAGCUGGGGAACGAAUGAUUACAGAAUAUUCUGAGUCAAAAAGAGAAAAGAGAAGGCUCUUAGGAUUUGGACAUUCGAGGAAUAUAGAGCGUCGUAUUUACAGAAAGGAUUCAGCGAGUAUUGCCGCUGCUACAAGAAAAAAUAGGAACGGAAACGAACCAGGAAACAAAGAGCAAAAAUGGGACGUCGCGGGGGUGGAAUGUUCUCUGAUAGUGCAGAAUAUGGGUGCCAUCGAUUAUUUGUUCAUCCGAAUGAUAUCAAACGACUAG
This is a messenger RNA of Funneliformis mosseae, 396 nucleotides long. The record is from the annotation of a GenBank genome assembly. Lineage: Eukaryota; Fungi; Glomeromycota; Glomeromycetes; Glomerales; Glomeraceae.